AAGCUAGUCGAUGGUCUUGUCCGUAACUUCUAGUCGUAGUUGGCUCAUGGUACGUCCCCAACCAGAGGUUCUGAAUUGCCAGUGAUCCCGCCUACUUUUCCUUGCAAAGAUGAGGUGUGAUUUCCAUAUGUAUGGGCACCGCUGACGACACAUCUGCCGGGAAAAAAGAGACGUCAUCUUGUAAUUAGUUGUCGGUGAUGCUCAGCGUGCUCGCUCCGGUCGGCCUCCUGUCAGGCACCUCGCCGCCACACCGAGAUCGAUUGGACAACAUUAGGCAAGACCACGAUCACACCACUUUUAUAUACCCCCUCAAAGGUCGGUCUUUCUCAGUUCUUUGGUAGACGUCAGCUAUCAGACACCAGACAGAGGUAUAUAGAGUGGGGACGAGCGACUACGACGUCCAUUUAAUCGUCUUGCAGGCUGAACGGAAGAAGAGUCAUGAAGAUGCUGAACUUUCUCUGCAAUGACAUGCGGCCAAGGAAGAUCCUGGCAGUUCUAUUGGGUUUGGUACUGCUGGUGGUGGUUCUGAACUGCCAGGCGGCCGGCGGUGCCUCGACCAGGCGGCAGUGUCGCCCCAUCUCCCAGGCAGAGCUCAUCAGCAGGCUGGGUACGGCCUUCAACCGCAGGUACAUGGCCACGUCGUUGCCACAGGCCCAGAGAAUGAGCAGCGUCCCCAGCAGGUACGACAUGCCCGACACGUACGACGCGCCGACCAGAAUGGAUACCCUCCCCGGCUCCCCGAACCGCAACCGCACCAUGCUCUCCAGUGUGGUCACCGGCCGCAGACGAAGACCGAGCGUGGGAACGAUCGGCAAGGUCCGCCGGCACACGGAGAACGAGCCCUUCGCUGACACGCACCCUUUGCCGUGGGCCUGCAAGGAGCGAUCGGUAUGGCACGAUCUCGGGCCCAACCACUUUCCGAGAUACCUGCGGUCCGUAGAGUGCGAAGAACACAGUUGCUGGUACGGACACUACACCUGCAAGCCGCGCUCCUUCGUCGUCAAGAUCCUGGAACAGAAGAGAGUGACCGGAGACUGCGCUUUCGAGGACCAGUGGCACAUGAAGGAGCACCUGCUCACGUUCUGCUGCGAGUGUGCACGACCAUGACUCUUACGGAAAACAAAAUAACAUACCGAGCUUAUUGCUAAGCGUUAGAGUUUGUGAGUUUGGGAUGGGUCAGCAUUUUCUCAGUAGUUUCUUGCCAAAUCUGUGUGAUGUAGAUGAAAAAAAGAAGAAAUGCAUUGUUGUUUACAUUGAUUGCUGUGAUCAUUCCCGAUCUAAUGGUAAAAAAGGUCUCAGUACACAUUUUGUAGUCUCAUUCAAUCAUUUGGCUUCCCCGGGUGGAACCAGGCUGUGAUAUUCUUCACAAAACUAUGAAUGUUCUAACUUAACUCUAUCCUACAGAAAAACAAUGAUAGUUUUAUUCAACGGAAUAGAAGAUGACAAACUCAGCUUCCAUCAGCCUCCAUCAGGACUAUUUUGACCACUUUCCUGACGCGCAAUGAUAUUCGGAAUGUGUGACGUCAUGAGCGAGCCAAAGUUCCCUGAUGUCGAUACCUGCCGCCGAACUGUAGCUAGCUACAAAUAUUACUCUUUCACUUGUGACUGUGUGAACUAGACUAUAGCAGUCGUCCGUCAGCGUAUCCAAUGAGGUUACAGCUUGGUACUAAGUGAUUUAUCAGAAAUCUAAGUCUAAGUGAGAUGAUGUCCAUCAUGGUCCAUCAACCGACGUUGAUCCGGGACGGGGGUAGCUACAGGCAUCUACUUUGGGCGACCUUUGACACACUACUGAGAUCAAACGUCCCUAGAUCAGUGCGCGUCAGGAAACAGGUUGAUUUUUCGAGGAAGGACGAUUGCCAGCGUUCUUUUGCUUUGGAUAAAAGUAAAAAGUGAUGUAUGUAUCGUAUGAGGUUUCAUUCCAAUUAUGGUAGUGGUUAUACGGAAAGCAAAAUUUACUAACCUGAAAAACUAGCAAACUUUGGCAACAACUUCAGUGCACGUCUACUUAUUAGAUCACGAUACUAUAACAUGUAUACAGCAGGUUCACCGAAAGACCUCCAAAAAUACCGUGGAUUGUUUUGCUCACUUGAUAGGACCUUGCAUUGGAGCCUAUAGUCCUGUAACAGAUGUUGAUAUAACGAAAAGCUAAACUUUGUUUUAACACUUAACGGGGUGUAGGAAAUAAAAGACUCAUGAAAUGUUCAUGCACAUGUAUCGGCGUCUAUGUGUAAGAAACCCAACUUGUCGACAGGUGCGUAUUUGUGGUGCCAUUGUAACUUAGAGCAUAGCUGCUGGAGAGCACAAUUGGUAAGCUUCUGUAGCCAGAAUGGGAGCAUUUUGCUGUGAUACUAUUUUUGUAAGUCCGUGUGGAGUGAUGGCUUAAAGUGACUAAUGUAUACAUAAUCAGAAUAUAUAUAUAUGUAAGGUUAGUACCAUGCAGACUACGUACUUUUUGCUGUACCUGAAAAUAUUCAGCUUUAUGAUGAUAUCCUAUAAGAGGAAUGUGUGCCAAAGACAAAGCGUUUCGUCCCAGAUAAGUCCUGAUCGUAGACCGAUAGUUCAGGGUAGUUGCUUUACAAGCGGAGAGUAUGGCCUGAGAUGAUGGUGAUGGAAUCCACAUAUCAUGAUCAUGUGCUUUGUCUUAGUUGAUGGAUUGGGAUUAUGCGCUGUCACGGGCUUGUGGAGUAUGCGUGCGUGUAUGUGUAUGUAUCUCUUAUGGCGGCCUUGUACCCGCCAGGACACAUAAUGUGUGUGUCAAAGUCGGACACUGCCAAUGACAAAUCGGAGAUGUACAUGCCUGUGUACGACCAGACAUGUCUAACGAAAUGUGAUAGAAUCUUGCUCGAUGGCUACAAAUGCCGUCUGUUACUUUCGUGACUUUCUGGCUGACAUUGAUAGGAUAAUAUUGAUCAUCACAGUCCUUGUCGUCCUGACAGACUCUCUGUUCACCCCCGAUGGGCCCAUCUGUGAGCAACAGGACCAGAUAAACUUCUUCAGGGCAAUAUUGAUAAGGACAUGUCAAUAUAAAUGCUUUCAAUAUUUCAAAGGUAAUCUAAGCUAGACAUCUUGCCUAAAUGUGAACAAUGUCUUUAAAUAUACAUGUAUUUGCAUUUGUGUUAAGAAUUAUCGAGAUAUAGACCUCCCGACUGUCAAUCAAAAUAAGCAAUUCGGCCAAUAGGAUAGCGGUAUCUGGUCACGUGUCAACCACGUGUCCUGCCGUCGUGGGCAGGGCUACUUGUACGGAACAUUAUGCUAACAUGUUCAAAUUUUGUUGUGUAAUGGUGUAUUCUAUAAUCAAGACAAACUGAAAACCGUGUUACUUUAAUUUACACAUGUGAAAAGAUUGCAUAUCUUGCCAUUGCACAUUGGAACCGUUAUGAAUGUACUUAUGUCUGUAUUGCCUUAUUAAUUCGUUUGCAAAAUGCAUUUCUGUUGAAUGUAGACUUGUAAUAUGCUUCUGGUUAUCCAGGCAAAUCGAACCUCGUCGCAAUAGGUGGAUAGCUCAGUUACAGUGGAUCAAAGUUUUCUCUGAGAUAAAGAUAUACUUUCUGGUUAUACCUGGAAAUAUUCAGUUGCCUGAUGCUAUCAAAAGAAAAGAAAAAGUAUUUUGAGUGUCAAAGAAAAAAUGCGUCGUCAAAGAAUGCCAAAGCACUGCCA
Messenger RNA from Branchiostoma floridae (Florida lancelet), 3657 nucleotides. RefSeq names its product protein trunk-like. The record is from RefSeq and is a predicted model, not a curated record. NCBI's taxonomy places the organism in Eukaryota, Metazoa, Chordata, Leptocardii, Amphioxiformes, Branchiostomatidae. The transcript has 2 exons. The coding region runs from base 439 to 1107 and encodes 222 amino acids.